Messenger RNA from Cydia fagiglandana, 5841 nucleotides. RefSeq lists its product as uncharacterized. Gene Ontology annotation, biological process: meiotic sister chromatid cohesion, centromeric; protein phosphorylation; mitotic spindle assembly checkpoint signaling. Gene Ontology annotation, cellular component: nucleus. Lineage: Eukaryota; Metazoa; Arthropoda; Insecta; Lepidoptera; Tortricidae. Gene Ontology annotation, molecular function: protein kinase activity; ATP binding. Bases 253 to 4953 code for a protein of 1566 amino acids. The transcript has 14 exons. The record is from RefSeq and is a predicted model, not a curated record.
UUCUUCAGUUGGUAGCAGUCACCAAGAUUUUUCUGAUUUUGAAAGCUAAAAUUUAGUAAUUGUAGUUAAUUUCGCCGCAAAAUAUAUUUUAAUAUUAAUUUUAAGUGUACAUACUUCACGAGUGCGGUAUUGUAAAUAUCAAUCGUACGCUUCAAGCCGUAAAAUUCGGUGUUCCGAUAUCACGUAUUUGUCGCGAAGUGUGGUGUGUUUAUUCCCGAUGCUGUGAUACUUCAGCUGUAUUUUGGCUCUAAAAUGGACAUCGACGUUAGCAAGGAGAACAUCCAGCCGUUGAGAGGCGGCAGAAACUUGGCUCAGCUGGGUACGGCGUUGCAGGCUCAAUCAGAUGUUGAUGCCCAGAGGCAGUUGCAGUUACAAAAAGAGGAGCAUGAGGCUGCUAUCAAUAACUAUCAGGGGCCUGACCCUUUGGAUCCAUGGUUCAAUUACAUACAAUGGGUAGAACAGUGCUACCCAAAACAUGGUCAUGAGGGCCAUAUUGACAAGUUGAUCAAAGACUGCUUGUUAUUGUUUGAGAAAGAUGAAAGGUAUUAUCAAGACAGGAGGCUUGUUAAGCUGUGGAUCAAAUAUGUUGACUGUCUCUCCAACCCCUUGGAGAUAUACCAAAGGCUCUACAACACAGGCAUAGGAGUAGAAUGCUCAGAAUUCUACCGAGCCUGGGCCUGCUACUGCGAGGAGUCUGGAGACUUCAAGAAAGCCAACCAGGUGUACAUGUUAGGGCUCCAGGCUAAAGCGCAGCCCCUGGAUGAGCUUGAACAGGCCCAUAUGAACUUCCAACUAGUCUUCGCACAAAGAAUGCUCCAUGACGAUUCACCAACAAAAAGGAAGGCAGCAUCAGCCCUAGCCGAGACCAGAAUGGCGCUCACGUCCCUAAAAUCGUUCAAGCGACGGAAUAUAGCCAAUGUGCCCAUUCAGCGAGUGGGGGAUAGCAUAAGGAGUGUAGUUCCUGGAGUUGUGCGGCAACAGCACGGAUUUGACUCUAGGACGCCUAAUUCUAAUGUUAUGAUCAGCGUUUAUGAGGAUGCCCCAUCAACCUCACAUUCCGCCGUCCCAAUGGCUGACAAUCCAGGCCCAGCCUCCAUAGUACAAUCGUGCGGCAACAUAGAGAACGAAAAAGAAGUUGGGAUUUGGACCAAUGCCAAAACCAAAAUGGUACACACGAAUGUUGUACCACAUCAGCCUUUGCCUUUUACUCCCUAUGUAGAUGAAGAAGAUGUCCUAAAACUUCCAGCCAACCAUAUGCCUUAUUGUGUAGACGACCUGACGUUUACCGUACCUUUGAAUGUACCUGACCCCGUCGACCCCACAAAAAUUCCGUGUUAUAAUAAGUCUCAGGUAUACGUAGAUAACACUGAAUACAGUUUAGAAGAAAUUAGAUCAAGAAAAUACAACUUAGAAAGGACAUCCAAAGCCGUCUACAACGAAACCGUGGUAGAGGAGCAACGAAACGCUAGCAAAAUAAAUGAAACUUUGGCUCAGUGCAGUGCGCUUGAGACCUUAGCCAACUGCGCUUUAGACGCCGAGCAGGACCAUUUAGGUCAGCUGAUGCCUCUAACCAUGCCUACCAUACAAAAUGUUACCAGAGUAACGAACAUGCACUCACCCGGAGAACCUAAAGUCUUGGUAAAUCUAGAUUCUAAAGAAUUAAGCCAACUGUCUCACAAGAAUGACGAAAACCAGAGACAAGAGAAACAAGACAAGCCUACAGCUUCUAAUAAUAACUAUGGGAAUGAGAAUGCUUGUGGGAAUUAUGGGAAGAAUAAUUUGAUGGAGGAGUUUAAUAGGAGUUUGAUGGGGAAUUUGCUUGGUGACUCGAUCACUAACGUCACCAUGAAUACGAAGGAGGCGCGGUGGGAGCUACGGAACAUUUUCAAUGACAAUGAACCAACCAUGGUGCAACCAGUGGUGCAACAAUUCGACGUGUCCAACAUGAAGUUCGACAUCCACGAAGACAGGUCUAUGACGAUGGCCCUCGCUAAGAAGAAGCAAGACACCGGAGCUCACACCGUACCUCAGGACAAGGAGAACGCGAACAAGUUUAACAGCCCCGAUGCACGGAGUACGGGAAAAAACAUGUAUUUCGAAGAAACCCAAUUCACGCAAGCAUUCAAUUUUGACGUAAAAGACGCUAGUACGCCAAACAUGUCCCAGUUCAAAAAACCGAACAACAUAGACCAUACCAACAAAUUAUCUAAUGUUCCCAAGUUCCAUAUGGAUGAGAGUACUAUAGAGUUACAGAGUGGUAUUGGCAAAAGGGAUGAUUCGCGGCAAAUGGCGGAGCAUGCGACUGUGGAUACGCAGGGCGCUCUUUCAGUUAUUAUGGAAGCUACGAGGGAAUCUAACAGUAAAUCAGGCUCCAGUACGUCCAGUCAAUCUACAAGGAAUAACUACACCAAUUACACCACUACGCCAUUCGAUUCUAUGUACCAUAACGACCAAGGCCCACCAACGGCUUCCAAAAGGAAUUCUAUAUCCACGCAACCACGAUUAGCCAACGGCCAUUUUGCAAGUAGAGCUUACCCGCAGAAGCGAGAGGAGGCAAAACCUCAGCCCUCACCAGCGACACCGUAUUUGUCCCACGACCACCAAUACCAGAAGCCAGCACCACAAAACUUCAACGGCUACACUCCGCAAAGACCAGCCGCCCCACAGGUCAACCCAUAUCAACAAUACGGCUACCAACAAGGAUACCCAAACAACCAGAUCCAACCUCAACAGGGCUACGCAAGCCCUAACCCGAACGUUUACAACAGUCCUCAACACGCGGGCAUUCAGAGCCCUCAUCAGAUGAGCCCUUCCGUCCCUCCCGGCUUCCAAAGCCCGACUUAUCAAUACCAAAACCCGACACAACCUAUGAUGAGCCCUCAACAAGUGUACGCCGGCCGACAGGACUAUUACGGUCAGGAGAGACACGUCUACGCCAAUCAACAGCAACCACCUCCCUUCCAAAGUCCACCCCAUCAAGCCCAGUACCAAAACAACCCCUAUUACCAGAGAACUAGUCAAGUGAGUCAAGUCCCUCCUUCGCCCAAUCAAAGCUAUAACCAACAAAAUUAUCACGGAAUGCACAACCAAUACGGCAACGCUAACAUGUAUCAACAGAAUCAAAACUAUCAGAUGCAGAAUUCGUACCGGCAAUCGCCGAAACCAAUGGAAAAUGGACAAGCUGCCUAUGGAGCGCCGAAUCAGCCAUUCCAAAUUUAUCAAAGCCCUCAACCUCAACGUGCUGCUCAUAACAGCAAUAAUAUGAGUCAUGAGAGUAUUCCGGAGACGCAAGUGAAACAAAGCCCCCACGAACAAAAUGCUAUGAAUAAAGUCAGUCCUCCCAAACCCCCAGUGCCCCAUAAGAGUCCUACAUCAGCUUUAAGAAACGUCCGACACGACCAACCAAAUGUGAAACUCGGCCAGAACUCCCCCGACAUUGGAUUCUCAAACCAGUUCCUCAAUUUCAUAUCCAAUAGGAAUGAACCGAAAGAUAAUGCCAACACGCCUAAAUUCACAAACAGCCCAAGCAUAUCUCAGAAAAUGCAUAAAAACCUUUACGUUUCGAGUCCUGAGCAGGCUCAGAUACCUCCUUCCUCUGGGCUUUCGGACUCUGACAGCAAAGAUGGUUUAACUGCGCAGACGGGUACACCAAUUCAAUCGGCGAAGGUUUCGCACGCUAUUGAGAAACAGAAGGAUAUAUCAAAACGGCAGCUUGACUUCGAGCACAGAGUCGAAUUCCAAUCUGAAGAUAGUAGAGACUCUUUAAGCAAGGAAAGCAGAAUCUCCUCAGUUUACUCCAGACAGUCAGACUUCCAAUCAGAUGGAUACGGAAUGGAUGUGGACAGUGAAAACUCCAUGGAGUGUGCGGCGUAUAAAUCUACGCAUUCGAUCUCAUUAAUAGAAACCACUGACAUACCCAGACCGGCAGACAUUGAGUUCCCAGACGUAAUAGACCCAUUUAACAAAAAAAUGCUGACUUCAUUGUUAGACUAUGUAAAAUUCCCUAAUAAAACACAUGCUGAAGGAUACAAUGAGGUACGAUCAGUACCCAAGUUGCAAGUAGCGACGACGAUAGGAGUUGGAAACAAUAAAUUCGCCGUCGAAAAGCAGCUAGGCAAAGGGAAUUAUGGCGCCGUGUUUUUGUGCUUAGACGUACAUAGCAACCGGUCUGUGGCCGUGAAAUAUCAGAAACCUGCCAGGCCUUGGGAGUUUUAUAUCUGCCAGGAAAUCAAAGCGAGGAUAAAGGAUCCCUUCAUGCUACCAGGCUACAUGGACAUCACAACAGCUUUCAUCGGAGACAACGCUAGUUUAUUUGUGUCCGAAUACUCAAAAUACGGGUCCCUAUUGGACGUCGCCAACAAAAUCCGAAUGGCUACCUCAAAGUGUAUUAACGAAUUCAUAGUCUUCCUGCUGACUGCUGAAAUGUUGUCGAUAGUUCAUUAUUUGCAUAAAGCUCAAAUUAUCCAUGCUGAUAUAAAACCUGAUAAUUUCUUGUUGAUGAAAAUACCUUCGCAAGAAUGGAGGACCCCGUCUCUGCAGCUGAUUGACCUGGGAUGCUCCAUCGACAUGUCCUUGUUCCCUGAAGGAACAACGUUUAGAGAGCUCAUAGCAACAGAAGGCUUCACAUGCACCGAGAUGAGAGAAGGGAAACCUUGGACUUACCAGACAGACCUAUACUGCCUCGCCGGGACUAUACAUGUUAUUCUGAUGGGCAGUUAUAUGAAGGUAGCUAAUCGCCUAGGCCAGUGGAAUAUAGAGAAGAAAUUGCCUCGAUAUAUGAAGAAUUUAUGGGACAAAAUAUUCACGACACUGCUUAAUGUACCAGACUGUAACAAUUUGCCCGACCUCAUGGCGCUGAAGGAAGACAUAGACAAACUAUUAAGUUCAAGUGGUUCAACUGAUGUUUUAAGCUCCCAGCUCCGUACCUUUGCUAACGUGCUUAAAUCUAGGUAAAUGCAAAUGGUUUAGAUUGUAUUUAUUGCAUUUAGAUAUUAUGGCAAUUGUAAAAAAUGAUAUAAUUAAUUAAAUAUACAAACUAUUUUUAAGUUUUAAAUUUUCAUGAACUGUCAUCCCUAUAGAAUAGAGUGCAAGAUACAAAGCCACGCUUAGCAUAGCAAGACCUUGUUUUGGGAUGAUAAAAUGACAUUGGAAUCUGUACUGAAUUACACAUACAGCAUUGAGUUAAGCGUGGAAUAAUAAGUAAUUUUUUCAAUAUUUAUUGGCCAGAGAAAUAACGAGUUUGUUCAUAAACUUAGGAGUUGUCAGCAAGAUGUAUUGAUGUUCAUUAUCAGAGAAUGUUACUAAGAUCAUUCCAAUUAUACUCACUCAGCAUUAUAAUAAGGGACAUUGGUAUAGUGGUUGUUACCACAAUUUGACAGCAGAAAUAGAUGGCACUGUAUGAUCCACUGCAUUAUGCAGUAACAAUCUGGUUACCACAAAAUAUGUAAAUUUGAGGCUACAAUAAUUUGCAUCACUACACAUUUUUGUAUUCCUUGGUUUAUGGUGCUUGAAGUAAAUAUGGUCUUGCUGCCAACUCUUAAUUCACAUUAGGCAGUUACAUUUGCUAAUGGAAUAUAUCACUCCUCUAUUAAGAAAGCAAUAAGUAUUAUAUCAGACCUAAUUACUUAUGUCCUUGUUGUGUUUAGUUAAAUUGUGAUAUUGUCAUUUGUUUUCCUAGUAUAAAAAAUAAAAUGAAACUGCUUAGAUAUUAACUUGUUAGCUUUAUUAAUGACUGUUCCAACAUUACUUAUGUUUCAAUUAUUUUUGUAUAAAAUGUGCACUUCACAUUUCUGUUUGACUGUACCUACUGAAAAUAAUAAACUUAUCUGGUUGAACUGAUAA